AUGGCUUCAUCGACAUCCGGCAAUCCCACCGACCUGUUCUCCGUGAAGGGGAUGGUGGCUUUGGUCACCGGAGGUGGCACAGGCAUUGGCCUCAUGAUCACGCGCGCCCUCGCCCAAGCAGGAGCCGCCAAGGUCUACAUAGUAGGCCGCCGCCUAGAGGUCCUCCAAAAGGCCGCCGCCAGCAUCGACGCCAGCCCCGGGGUAAUCAUCCCUGUCACCUGCGACGUGACCUCCCAGGACGACCUCACCGCCGUCGCCUCGCAGAUCGCAAGCGAGGUCGGCUACCUCAACCUCCUGUUCUGUAACUCCGGCAUCGCGGGCCCGCAGGUCCCCGCACCGCCAGCGCCGGCUUCCCAGGGGGAGGAGGAGCAGCAGCAGCAGCAGCUCAGCGCCGCGGACUGGGCCGCCCAGAACCUGGCCGUGCCGAUGACCGAGUAUUCACAGACGUUCGCGGUCAACGUGAGCAGCGUGUGGUACACGGCGAUGGCGUGCCUGGACCUGCUCGACAAGGGCAACAAGAAGGGCAAUCUGGGCUGGAGCAGCCAGGUCGUCGUGACCAGCAGCAUCGCUGGGUUCAACAGAAAGGCCCCUGGUGGGUAUGCGUAUGGGCAGAGCAAGGCGGGCACGACGCAUGCGGUGAAGCAGCUGGCUAUUGUGUUGCCGACUUGGGGCAUCCGGGUGAACGCUGUCGCGCCGGGACUCUUCCCCUCUGAGAUGUCGGCGCCCAUCCUCCACAAAAUAGGCGCCGAAAAGGGCAGCACGGGCGACAUUUCUGUGGUCAAAUCUCUGAUUCCCGUCGGACGAACCGGCGAUGAGGAUGACAUGAUAGGCACUGUUCUGUACAUGGUCUCGCGCGCGGGUGCUUAUUGCAAUGGCAACGUCGUGGUCAUUGACGGCGGACGGCUGGGGUGCUUUCCGACCACCUACUGA
Molecule: messenger RNA, 930 nt
Organism: Cryphonectria parasitica EP155
Lineage: Eukaryota; Fungi; Ascomycota; Sordariomycetes; Diaporthales; Cryphonectriaceae
Product: NAD(P)-binding protein
Exons: 4
Coding region: 1-930 (309 amino acids)
Source: RefSeq, a predicted model, not a curated record